This is a messenger RNA of Daktulosphaira vitifoliae (grape phylloxera), 516 nucleotides long. RefSeq lists its product as uncharacterized. The record is from RefSeq and is a predicted model, not a curated record. The transcript has a single exon. NCBI's taxonomy places the organism in Eukaryota, Metazoa, Arthropoda, Insecta, Hemiptera, Phylloxeridae. The coding region runs from base 1 to 516 and encodes 171 amino acids.
AUGAAUCUAGAUGCAGCAAUAAAUCAUUUAAAGGUAUUCUUGAAAUGGUUAGAUGAGUAUAGGGAUCAGGGUUUUGAGUCUGCACUAGUGACAGGUAAAGAAGUAGCAGAAGAAAUAGGCCUUAGUGAAAUUGUUUUUAAGUCUACAAGACAAAGACGGAAAAGGAGACACUUUGGCUAUGAAGCUACAGAUGACACACCAGAGUUAUCACCAAAAGAUAGAUUUAAAAUUAGCUAUUUUUAUGUGGUUGUGGAUAAAAUCCGGACAAGUUGUGAACCAAGGUUUGAAGCUUUGAAAUGCCAUGAAAAUAAUUUUGGCUUUUUGUAUGACAUAAUGAACCUCUCCUCCACUAUGUCUGAAAAAGAGUUGUUAAAUAACUGCAAAGAUCUGCAAGUUACACUAUCAAUAGUAAAUAACCAUGACAUAGACGGAGUAGACUUGUUUGAAGAGCUAAAACUAUUUUCAAGUGUUUUAGUAGAAGUAGAAGCUCAGCAAAAAAAAAAAAGAAACAAAUGA